Molecule: messenger RNA, 2248 nt
Organism: Arvicola amphibius (Eurasian water vole)
Lineage: Eukaryota; Metazoa; Chordata; Mammalia; Rodentia; Cricetidae
Product: zinc finger protein 58-like
Exons: 4
Coding region: 275-1726 (483 amino acids)
Biological process (GO): regulation of DNA-templated transcription
Source: RefSeq, a predicted model, not a curated record
CGACUGUGACGUCACCCGAAGACGUCCAGGAAAGCUUUUUCCGGCUUUUGGUCUCCACACGUGCGUCUUCCUCAAAGUUGGGCGAGAGUCCCGCCUGCUGCCCAUUCCUGUUCCGUCUCUGACACGGAGGUUGGUCCUGGGUGCAUCGCAGCCUGAGGCACUGUGCGGGGUGCGGGGCCGUCUUGGAUGAAGCGGACCUGGCGGAAGAACCUCAGGGAGAAGCAGCCUUGGAGGUGCUGUGCUCAACUGGCUGGGACGCCUGAGGUUGCAGGAAAUGCUGUCCUUCUGGGAUGUGGCCAUUGAUUUCUCUCCAGAAGAGAGGGAAUGUCUGGAGCCUUCUCAGUGGAAUCUGUACAGGGAUGUGAUGUUGGAGAAUUACAGCCACCUUGAAUUCCUGGGUCUUGUCGUCUCUAAGCCACACCUGGUGACAUUUCUGGAGCAAACACAAGGACCUAGGGAUGGGAAGAUACAAGCAGCAGCCACCGUGCACCCAGGAACAACAUCCAAUGCUGAUUAUAACUCACUACAUAGUCAACGCCAGAGAAUUCAUACAAGGGAGAAACCCUACAAGUGUGAAGAAUGUGGUAAGGGCCUUAGUUCUCACAGAACUCUUUCCAUGCACAAGAGACUUCAUACUGGAGGAAAACCCUACACGUGUGAAGAAUGUCACAAGGCCUUCAAUACUCGCUCAUCACUUUUUAUACACCAGAAAGAUCAUACUGAUGAGAAAACCUACAAGUGUGGAGACUGUGACAAAUCCUUUUACUAUCCUUCAAUGCUGAAGCAUCAUCAAAAGAUUCAUUCUGGGAAGAAACCCUACAAGUGUGAAGAUUGUCACAAGGCCUUCAAUACUCGCCAAUCACUUUUUAUACACCAGAAAGAUCAUACUGAUGAGAAAACCUACAAGUGUGGAGAAUGUGGCAGAUCAUUUUACUAUCUUUCAAUGCUGAAACAACAUCAAAGGAUUCAUUCUGGGGAGAAACCCUACAAGUGUGAAGAAUGUGGCAAAUCCUUUUGCUAUCCCUCAUUCCUUAAGCAACAUCAAAGAACUCAUUGUGGAGAAAAUCCCUACAAAUGUGAAGAUUGUGGAAGAAGUUUUUCUUGUUCUCUACGACUUCAGGUGCAUCAAAUAAUUCAUUCUGGAGAGAAAACAUACAAGUGUGAAGAAUGUCACAAAGCCUUCCGUUAUCUCUCAUCCUUUUGGAGACACAUGAGAGUUCAUACUGCAGAGAAGUCAUACCAGUGUGACCUGAAUGGAAAAGGAUUUACUAAGCCUGCCUUUCUCUUUGGGAACAAGGCAGCUCAUACUGCAAAGAAAGCCUACAAGUGUGAUGAGUGUGGCAAGUAUUUUUGUUCAUCUUCAUCCCUUAGACGACAUCAAACAAUCCAUUCUGAAGACAAUCCCUACAAGUGUGCAGAGUGUGGCAAAAGGUUUUCCUACUUUGCACACCUUCAAGAACAUCAGACAGUUCAUACUGGAGAGAAACCAUACAAGUGUGAGGAGUGUGACAAAUGUUUUUCCUCAUCUUCAUCCCUUAGACGACAUCAAACAAUGCAUUCUGAAGAUAGUCCCUAUAAGUGUGCAGAGUGUGGCAAAUGGUUUUCCUGUUCCAGGAGUCUUCGGGAACAUCAUGCAAUUCAUACUGGAGAGAAAUCAUACAAGUGUGAAGAAUGUCACAAAACCUUUCGUAAAUACUCAACCUUUGGAAACACAGAGAGUUCAUAGUGCAGAGAAAUCCUAUGAGUGUAAAAAGUGUGGGAGCUGUUUUUUCUCAUCUUCAACCCUCAGACGCAUCAGGCAGUUCACUCGGAAGACUAUCCCUACAAGUGUGAAGAGUGUGGCAGCUGUUUUUACUCAUCCUUGUUCUUCAGACGCCAUCAAAUAAUCCAUUCUGAAGACAGUCCUUAUAAAUGCGUAGAAUGUGGGAAACGCUUUUCCUGUUCCAGGAGUCUUCGGGGACAUCAAGCAAUUCACACUGGAGAGAAACCUUACAAGUGUGAACAGUGUCCUGAAGCCUUUCGUAAUAGCUCAUCCCUUUGGAGACACAAGAAAGUUCAUACUGCAGAGAAAUCAUAACAUUGUGAAGAGUGUGGCAAAUGUUUUUCUUCCUCUUCAUGCCUUAGAUGACAUCAAACACUCCAUUCUGAAGAUAACCCCUCCAAGUGCACUGAGUGUGGAAAUGCUUUUCUACUUUGCACACCUGCAAGAACUUCAGACAGCACACUGGAGAGAAACCUUCAAGGGUGA